This is a messenger RNA of Chrysoperla carnea, 1379 nucleotides long. RefSeq names its product venom protease-like. The record is from RefSeq and is a predicted model, not a curated record. The transcript has 4 exons. Gene Ontology annotation, molecular function: serine-type endopeptidase activity. Bases 139 to 1254 code for a protein of 371 amino acids. Gene Ontology annotation, biological process: proteolysis. NCBI's taxonomy places the organism in Eukaryota, Metazoa, Arthropoda, Insecta, Neuroptera, Chrysopidae.
UAUGUCGUAUUCAUUAAUGUAGUUUUGCGUAGGUACUUGUAUGACCAGUACUUAUUUUGUUGUGGGUAUAUAAAAGCUCGAAGCAUAUUAAUUAAAACUAAUGAAACACUGAAGAGUUCAGAUCAGAUUUUAAAAAAAAUGUUUUUGUUGUUAAUGUUUUGUGCGCUCUCUAAAAUAUCUCCAGGAGCAUGCGAUAACUGUGUAACACCAAAAAACGAGAAUGGUACAUGUAUUCCAAUUAAACUGUGUCCGCCAUUAAUGCAGAUUUUGCUAUCAGCACAGUAUCGUUACACACCACAGUUGGCCGAACUUCGAAAAUACACUUGUGGAUUUUCCUAUAAAGUACCGUUAGUUUGUUGUCCCAUUUCUGUAAACCAGUCCCAGCCAUUGAUACCAACAUCGACGACUACAUCGACUACAAUAGCUCCAAGAAUUACAACAAGAUCAAAUUUACCAACAGAAUGUGGAACAUCCGCAAGUCAACAAACGUUACCAAGAAUUAUCGGUGGUUAUGACAUUAAAAAAGGACAAUUCCCAUGGAUGGUUGCACUAGGAUAUGAAAAUUCAACAGCCAAUGAAAUUCAAUGGUCUUGUGGGGGUACUAUUAUUACGAAGAGACACGUGCUUACAGCUGCGCAUUGCGUAUUUAAUCAACCAGAAUUAAAAUACAUUCGAAUUGGUGUAUCAGAUAUAAAAAAAGAUUGGGAUUAUUGGGAAGGUGAAAUACUUGAAUCGUAUGUGCAUGAAAAUUUUCGAUCUGGAUUAUACAAACAUGAUAUUGCAAUAUUAAAAAUUGACUUUGAUAUGGAUAAUUUAGGUCCAUUAGUGGGUCCUGUAUGUUUACCAACAGAUCCAAAAUGGAAAAAUCAAUCAUUUGUACGAUACUAUCCAAUUGUAUCUGGUUGGGGUGUUACGAAACUUGGCUCUACAGAAUCAAGUGAAAUUCUACAAGGACUACAAAUUCCUAUAAUCUCAAAUUCAAUUUGUGAACUCAAAUAUAAUGGGACUAUUAACUUUGAUCGAACCUUAUUAUGUGCUGGAUACCAAAAAGGAUUAAAGGAUUCGUGUUCAGGAGAUUCAGGUGGACCGUUAUUAUUACCACAAUUAGAUGCUGACAGUAAUGAAACAAUAUUCUAUCAAAUUGGAAUCGUUUCGUCUGGAUUUAAUUGUGCUGAUCCUAAACAUCCAGGAAUUUAUUUAAGAGUUUCCGAGUAUAUUGAAUGGAUUGAAUCGAAAUUGAUUUUCGAUAACUAACGACACUAAAGUAAUUAUUUCAUUAGCAUUCUAAUAAUCAUUGGGAAUUUUAUUUCGACUUGACGAAUUCAUUCUCUAAAAAUUUGCGACUUAUUUAAAAUUUGUUUAUUUUAUCAAAUAAGAAA